This is a messenger RNA of Diorhabda sublineata, 2007 nucleotides long. RefSeq lists its product as uncharacterized. The record is from RefSeq and is a predicted model, not a curated record. Gene Ontology annotation, cellular component: cytoplasm. Bases 273 to 1778 code for a protein of 501 amino acids. The transcript is spliced from 3 exons. Lineage: Eukaryota; Metazoa; Arthropoda; Insecta; Coleoptera; Chrysomelidae. Gene Ontology annotation, molecular function: zinc ion binding; ubiquitin protein ligase activity; ubiquitin conjugating enzyme binding. Gene Ontology annotation, biological process: proteasome-mediated ubiquitin-dependent protein catabolic process; multicellular organism development.
AUAUUCUAAACAGAGAAUGCGCUAAAGAAACGUCAAAAGAUGAACAGAAUUUAUUCGGAAUGUGUUCCAAUCAACUAUCACGAACAAAGCUAAUAAUUAAGGAAAAUUACUAAAAUUUCAGAUCUGUCCUAACCGCAAACGAAAUAGUGUGUUUAUGAAGUGGUGCCGAAGUUGUUUAAUUGAUGAAAUUAUGUUAUAUAUAGGUAUAUAACAAAUAAAACAUUUAUUUUGAGUUAAAAUUUGUAAUCUAAUAUUGUUGAUUCAAACCAAGAAUGAAUAGUGUUACAAACUCUUUACAACUAAAAAACUUACCUCAUCUCCUCUGUGCAACAUGCCAAAAAAUUUUAUCCCAAUUUCCGAUAUAUUGUUACAAAGGGGGCUCUACUUGCGGUAGAUGCCCCUACCCCGAAAACGGGAUACACAACGAAGCUUACGAAAUAUUAGCCAAAAAUAUUAAAUUUCCUUGUUGCAAUAAAGAAAAUGGUUGCAAAAUCACUUUGUAUCCUCGAGAUGUGGCUCAGCAUGAAAAAAUUUGUACUUUUAAAAAAUACAAUUGCCCAGCAAUCACUACUCCACCUUGCAGUUGGAAAGGUUUCGUUGAAAAACUUCUGAAUCAUUUCGAGACUAAACACAAAAUGUUAAUACAAAACGAGGAAUUUUUCGAAAUAGAUUUCGUCAACAAUCAUAACGUAAAUUAUCUAUUUCCAUAUUCAGAAGAACUUUAUUUGGUAAAUCGAACAACCGAUUCGAAAAAACACAUGUUUUUCUGUACGGUUUCGUGCAUAGGAAAUGAUAAUUUCGAAAGAAACGCUUCGUUUAAGAUUAUUUUAGAAAACGGCAACAAAUCCACGAUGCACGAAAUCGUCGAGAAAAUUAAUAACACCGUUCAGAUUAACAAAGAAGUUAUAAAUAGUAUCUUGAACGAUCCGUUGAUAAUUUUGGCAAAAAUCGAGAUAUUUGAGGAAGAAAUUCUUAGUGAUGAAGAAAAUGAAGAUGAGGAGAUCGAAGAUAAACGUAGUCCAGAUCUCAACUAUGAACUUCUUCAAGAACUAGAAUGUAUGGUUUGUUUAGAGUACAUGGUUCCUCCGAUCUAUCAAUGUAUAAUAGGUCAUAGCAUCUGUACAGAUUGUAAAAAAAGCGUAAGUGAAUGUCCGACAUGUAGAAGCGAAUUCCAAAACACCCAGAAUUUCGCUUUGGCUCAAAUCAUCCAACACAUCAAUUACCCCUGUAAAUUCAAAAGGUGUGAUCACAUGGCUAAAGCGAAAGAUAUAAAAUUACAUGAAGCAACUUGCGUCCAUUCCUUAUACAAAUGCCCCCUCCGAGAUUACUUUGAUUGUAAUAAAGAGAUGGGGUACAAAGAUAUAUACGAUCACGUGGAAUCCCAACAUUACGAAAAUCUAUUAGAAUUGGACACAGUUACCAUGCCAUUCUAUAGACAGGAAAAUAAUCCUCUGGAAACCAACAUCGAUGAUUGUUUCAUCAUCAAACAUGAUUCGUUGCUGUUCAAAGUCCAUUUUACUUUUAUGGAUGAAAGUUUUAUGUUUGCUGGGCAGUUCAUUGGACCUUCGGGGGAGAGUACCAAGUAUCAUUUCGAAGUAGAAAUUUACGAUACUUAUGGACAUGAUUGCAGAGCUCUCAUGUCAAAACCUUGCGGUCCUAUGACUGGUAAUGAGACUGCUUUCGAUGAUGAUAGAUACAAUGUCAUUUUUAGUUACGAUCAACUUGAACAUUUUAUUAAUAAACAAUUUACUUUUACUAUUAGAAUUAUUGAAAUUUGAAUAUUUAUAUAUUUGGUCAACAAUUUUUACCUUUUUUUUAAUAAAAUACACAUCAUAAUCGUCUCUUAUUUUUUCCCAAAAUCCUUAUAUUGACUUGAACGAUUGGAAUCAGGCCGACUGUAUUGGUAAUACCACUACUCCCGCAUAAAAAAACUUUUUUUGAUUAAUAUAUAUCUAAUAAUAUCUACUUUAUUGAUGACAUAAAUACAUCUUUAUAGAAACAGCUGUU